AUGGCUCAGAAACCCAGUCCCACAGCAGCCACGAGCAUACAACAGGUAUUAUCCCCUACCACUCAAGAGGACACAAAAAUAUUGUCCCCCACCAAAGAGGACCCAAUAACAUUGCCCCACAUCCCUGAAAGGGCACCAGCCUGCCCCAUAGCAUGGAACAAACAUGGCAGAAAAUGCUACUACUUUUCUCCAGAGAGGAAACCAAAGGACUGGAAUGCCUCCCAUGCAGAAUGCACUGCCAUGGGCUCAGACCUGGUGGUCAUUGACAGCAGGGAAGAGCUGAAAUUCCUGCACAAAAAAUCAAAAGAUAAAUACUACUUCCUUGGUCUCAGAUACUCUCCAGAGGAGCAGAAGUGGAAGUGGAUCAACAACGUGGAACAUGACCCAGCCAUGUUCAGCAUAAGCGGACAAUACCGAGACUAUCUCUGCACAGCCAUUGGAUAUGGUGAAGUACAUGCUGCAGGAUGUGGUGGAGAUAACACAACACAAAAUAUGUGUGAAAGAGCUCCAAGAAUGACAAAAAGGCAUUAG
Melozone crissalis (California towhee) is the source of this 531-nucleotide messenger RNA. RefSeq names its product killer cell lectin-like receptor subfamily B member 1B allele B. NCBI's taxonomy places the organism in Eukaryota, Metazoa, Chordata, Aves, Passeriformes, Passerellidae. The record is from RefSeq and is a predicted model, not a curated record. The transcript is spliced from 4 exons. The coding region runs from base 1 to 531 and encodes 176 amino acids.